AUGAAGCUCAUCUAUUUCGGAUUCCUCCUUGCUACCACUACUGUAUACGCCUGCGGAGACAACGCCUAUAGAUGCAAGAAUCCCGACAAAUCAGUAGAUGAGAUGUGGCAAGUCACCCACAAGAUUUGUAACAAUCUUCAGGAGGACGAUUGUUACUGUUCUCACUGGGCCGAAUACUACUGCGACCCCUAUGGUGGCAACGUUGAAAAAUUCAAGCAGCAAUGUGAGGAUGAAGGCGAGAACUGGUACUGGAACGAAUGUUAA
Messenger RNA from Botrytis sinoallii, 264 nucleotides. RefSeq lists its product as uncharacterized. The coding region runs from base 1 to 264 and encodes 87 amino acids. The record is from RefSeq and is a predicted model, not a curated record. Lineage: Eukaryota; Fungi; Ascomycota; Leotiomycetes; Helotiales; Sclerotiniaceae. The transcript has a single exon.